Molecule: messenger RNA, 3303 nt
Organism: Ziziphus jujuba (common jujube)
Lineage: Eukaryota; Viridiplantae; Streptophyta; Magnoliopsida; Rosales; Rhamnaceae
Product: TMV resistance protein N-like
Exons: 5
Coding region: 216-3173 (985 amino acids)
Biological process (GO): defense response; signal transduction
Molecular function (GO): ADP binding
Source: RefSeq, a predicted model, not a curated record
UAUAUGGUGAAACUUCUUACAAACUCCCUUUUAUCUUGCUCUCAAAACAGAGAAACAGAGCGUUUUGGUAUCGGAAUCGGAUACGAGCAAGCUUGGUAAUUUACUUCUGUUUGCAUCUUUAUUUUCUUACAAACUCCCUUUUAUCUUGCUCUCAAAACAGAGAAACAGAGCGUUUUGGUAUCGGAAUCGGAGACGAGCAAGCUUGGGUUACAAACAUGGCUUCUUCUUCUUCUUCUUCUUCUUCUCCUGCUCAAGAAAAGCAUGAUGUGUUUCUAAGUUUCAGAGGUGAGGACACCCGUUUUGGUUUUACUAGCAAUCUCCAUCAUGCUUUGCGUGGAAAGAAUAUCCAAACCUACAUGGAUGAUCAAAAGCUUGAAAGUGGCCACGAAAUCUCACCACAACUUAUGGAAGCGAUUCAGGAAUCUAAGAUUUGCAUCAUAGUUUUGUCCGAAAAAUUUGCAUCAUCGACAUGGUGUUUAAAUGAAUUGGUGCACAUACUUGAAUGCAAAGGAAAUGAGAAUGUUAUACCGAUUUUUUAUGGCAUAGAUCCAUCCAUUGUACGGAAACAAUCGGAAAGUUAUGCAAAAGCAUUUGCGGAACAUGAACAACGCUUUAAGGACAAACCGGAAGAGGUGAAGCAGUGGAGGGUUGCUCUAACAAAAUUGGCUAAUAUGUGCGGUUAUGAUUCAAAGAAUUUCAGGGAUGAGCAUGAGUUGGUUAAAAAAAUUGUUGAAGAUAUUUUAUUGAAAUUGCCCAAGUACCAAUUAACAAAUUAUGGAGACCUCAUUGGAAUUGAAGAGCCUCUCAAGGAAAUUGAAUCAUUAUUAAGCAUUGGCAAAAGGGAUGUUCGCAUCAUAGGUAUUUGGGGCAUGGGGGGUAUCGGUAAGACCACCCUUGCUAGCUUUGUGUUUCAAAGAUUUUCAUCUUCUCAUUUUGAUGCUUAUUGCUUUCUUAAGGAUAUUCCAGAAGAGGCAGAUAAUACAAAUCAGUUGAGAAAUGAACUUCUUUCUGAGUUAUUAGAGGAUAAAAAUCUUCUACGCAUGGACACUCCGGUUGUAGGAUCAAGAUUUAUUCAAGAUAGACUCAGCCAUAAAAAGGUUCUUAUCGUUUUAGAUAAUUUGAAUGGGAGAAGUUCCAAAUUAAAAGAUUUAUUGGAAGGAUAUGAACUUGGUAUUGGAAGUAGAAUCAUUGUCACAAGUAGAGAUAAGCAACUGCUGCUUGUGGAAGAGAAUUGUCAAAUUUACCAGUUGAAGGGUUUAUGUGACCGUGAUGCUCUUCAGCUCUUCCGUUUCCAUGCUUUUGGAUCAAAUUCACUUGCAACAGGUCAUGAGGCUUUAUUAGAAAGUGUUGCACAUUAUGCAAAGGGCAAUCCAUUAGCUCUUAAAGUUUUAGGUUCUUCCCUUAAGUACAAAAGUGUAAAAGAAUGGAAAAGUGCAUUGGAUAAGCUGAAAACAGAUCCAGAUCCUGAAAUUAAAAAAGUGUUGAGAAUAAGUUAUGAUGGGUUAGGCGAUAAAAGCAUCCAAGGUAUUUUUCUUGACAUUGCAUGCUUCUUUAACAAUCAAGUACCUAGGGAAGAAGUAGAAAGCAUAUUAAACCACACUGAUGCAAUAAUAGGAAUAAGUACUCUCAUUGAUAAAUCCUUAAUAACUGAAAGUAAAGAAGGACUGGGAGUGCAUGAUUUACUACGGCAAAUGGCUCGGGCAAUUGUUUGUGAUGAAAGCACAGAUUGUGGCAAUCGUAGUAGGCUAUGCAGUAAUAAGGAUUCCUGCCAUGUACUGGAAAGAGAUACAGGAACCUCUGCAAUUGAAGGCAUAUUAUUGGAUCUGUCUCAACUCAGAAAAGAUGUAAAAGUGACCUGUACGGCAUUUUCAAAGAUGUUCAAGCUACGACUUCUUAAAUUGCAUUUGGAUAACGGAUUUCCCCCUUAUAAAUGGUCCAGAUAUCCCAAUGGAGAAUGCAAUUUCAGACUCAGUCUUCCUGAUGGGGUUAAGCCUUUUGUUUCGGAUGGCCUAAAAUAUUUUCAGUGGGAUACAUACCCUUUGAAAUAUUUGCCAUAUUUUAAUCCCGAGAAUGUUGUUCAACUUAUUAUGCGUAGGAGCCAACUUGAACGUCUUUGCAAUGAAGACCAGCGACAGCCACUUGAGUUGGUGAUGUUAGAGAAGAUCGAUCUUAGUUAUUCUGAGCACCUUAUGCAAAUACCAAAUUUGUCUCGGGCUAUAAAUCUUCAAGUUUUAAAUCUUCAAGGUUGCAGCAGUUUGGUUCAACUUCCUUCAUUUUUUCAGAAUCUUGGCAAGCUUCAGUUUCUACAUUUGCAGGAUUGCUACAAUCUGAAAGAUGGCUUAGAAAAUCUUCCAAUCAGUGCAAGAGAAUUGUACCUGGAUAGGACAGCAAUUAAAAGUUUGCCGGAGAGCAUUUGGAAGUUGAAAUAUCUAGAACAGUUGAGUCUUUCUGGUUGCCGAAACUUGAGAAAGUUUCCAGAAAUCUCGGGCCGUAUGGAAUUCUUGGUUGAAAUUAACUUAAAUGGAACAGAGAUUGAAGAGUUGCCGAAGUCAAUUGACAAUCUAACCCAUCUUGAAACUCUAUAUCUUUGGUCGCUUGAACGUUUUGGUGGAUGCAAUAAGAUCUGUCUUCCAAAUAGCCUAUGUAAAUUAUUGCAUCUUCAAGGUUUGUACCUUAGGGGAUGUUCAUCAAUUGAAGAAUUGCCUCCCCUUCCACAUGAUUUGAGGCAAUUGGAUGUAGGAAAAUGUGAGAGACUGAAAUCAUUACCAGAGCUUCCAUCAUCUUUAGAAUAUUUGUGGGCAGAGGAAUGUUCAUUACUUGAAGAAUUGCCUCCCCUUCCACAUGGUUUGCAUGCUUUGGAUAUAGGAAAAUGUGAGAGACUGAAAUCAUUACCGGAGCUUCCGUCAUCUUUAGAAUAUUUGUGUGCAGAGGAAUGUUCAUCACUUGAAGAAUUGCCUCCCCUUCCACAUGGUUUGAUUACAUUGAAUAUAGGAAAAUGUAAGAGAUUGAAAUCAUUACCAGAGCUUCCAUCAUCUUCCAUCACCGAGGCUUCUUUCCGUGUAUUCCACAAGGAUCAGAACGGUGUGAUUAUGAACAAAAAAAAAUUGGGGAUUCACCCCCUUAACAACGGGUUUGAGGAGCCAAAUGUAGACGGGGACAGUACUUCUAAAUGAGGGUUUGAUGAAUGUUCUUCUGACCAACCCAAUGAAUACCAACACAACCAUGUCUCGCAUCCUUACAAUAUUUCCAAGAGAAUCAAGCUUAUGGGACAAUAUAUUACCGUUUCUUUUUUAAAUGAAUAGG